Talpa occidentalis (Iberian mole) is the source of this 5921-nucleotide messenger RNA. It is a transcript of the gene TOE1, whose product is annotated as target of EGR1, exonuclease. The record is from RefSeq and is a predicted model, not a curated record. Bases 488 to 1879 code for a protein of 463 amino acids. Gene Ontology annotation, molecular function: snRNA binding; metal ion binding; 3'-5'-RNA exonuclease activity. Gene Ontology annotation, cellular component: cytoplasm; Cajal body. Gene Ontology annotation, biological process: snRNA 3'-end processing. The transcript is spliced from 8 exons. NCBI's taxonomy places the organism in Eukaryota, Metazoa, Chordata, Mammalia, Eulipotyphla, Talpidae.
CCCAGGGGCCGCCUUUGCGGUCCGGGGAUGGAGAAGGCCUUGAGGGUCGUAGUUCUAGAAGCCGACCUCAAGCUUAGCUCCUGCCUAUUGAACCCGCCCUGAAGAGACUACAACUCCCCGAGUGCACCGCGGUACAGGCCGCAAAACUUGGGAGUGUUGCGCGCUUAUUCAGGGCGGGUAGGGGCAUGACGGGAGUUGUAGUCUGGAGCUCAAGCUGGGCGUUGUGGUUCAAAGGAAGUGGGGCGUAUUGGUAGCAGCGAUGCGGCGCGUUGUUUUUGUGUUAUACGGAGCAUACUGGGUACUUAAUGCCAGUUGUGGCUGCUGAGGCCCCCUAGCGACCGUGGUGUGGAGCCUUGUGGGACUUUAAGGGAGCGGAAGUCCUCAGGCCCUGCAGAACUGGGGUGGUAUCAGCAAAAGCACAAAAUCUGGGCAGGAGCUAGUAAUCCAGGUUCCAGUGGUGGAUGUGCAAAGUGACAACUUCAAGGAGAUGUGGCCAUCCCUCCUUCUGGCCAUAAAGACAGCCAGUUUUGUGGCUGUGGACACGGAACUUAGUGGGCUUGGGGACAGAAAGAGUUUGCUGAACCAGUGCAUCGAGGAUCGUUACAAGGCGGUGUGUCAUGCUGCCAGAACCCGUUCUGUCCUCUCCUUGGGCCUCGCCUGCUUUAAGCAGCAGCCAAACAAGGAACACUCCUACCUGGCCCAGGUGUUCAAUCUGACUUUGCUCUGCAUGGAGGAGUAUGUCAUAGAACCAAAGUCUGUGCAAUUCCUGGUACAGCAUGGCUUCAACUUCAACAGGCAGUAUGCCCAGGGUAUUCCCUACCACAAGGGCAACGACAAGGGUGAUGAGAGCCAGAGCCAAUCAGUGAGGACUCUGUUCCUGGAGUUAAUCCGGGCCCGCCGGCCUCUGGUAUUACACAAUGGUCUUAUAGACUUGGUGUUCCUGUACCAGAACUUCUAUGCACAUCUGCCCGAGACCCUGGGAACCUUCACGGCUGACUUGUGUGAAAUGUUCCCAGCUGGCAUUUAUGAUACCAAAUAUGCUGCUGAGUUUCAUGCCCGCUUUGUGGCCUCCUACCUAGAAUAUGCUUUCCGGAAAUGUGAGAGAGAAAAUGGGAAGCAGUGGGCAGCUGGCAGCCCACACCUUGCCCUGGAGUUCUGCAGCUAUCCUUCUAGCAUGAGGGCCCAUAUUGACUACCGCUGCUGCAUGCCCCCUACAACCCACCGUCCUCAUUCCAGUAGCAUCUGUGACAACUUUUCGGCCUAUGGCUGGUGCCCCUUGGGACCACAGUGUCCUCAAUCCCAUGAUAUUGACCUCAUCAUUGACACUGAUGAAGCAGUGGUAGAGGACAAGCGACGGAAGCGACGACGGAAGGAAAAACGGCGGAGGGCUUUGAUGGGCCUUUCUAAAAAACAGACCUUGGGAGAAGUUGAGGAUGGCCCUCCCACAAAGCAGGUCUGUGGAGAUGGCGUCAAGGCUGAGGAAAUUGAGCAGGUGGUGGCUGAGGAUGAGACACAAGACCAGCCUGGCUCUGAGCAAGGUUGUAAAAAUGAGUUGGAGUUGGAUCUUAAGGCAUCAGUGCCUGAAACAACUGACAUGGCUACCUCAGAAGAGCCAGCAAGUCAAGCCAGUCCCAACCCAGUGCCUGGAGAUGGACUGCAUCGGGCUGGUUUUGAUGCCUUUAUGACAGGUUAUGUGAUGGCCUAUGUGGGCAUGAGCCAAGGACCCCAAACCUCUAGCUCUGGACCCUGGCUACCUGAAUGCCACAACAAGGUAUACCUAAGUGGCAAAGCUGUACCCCUCACAGUGGCCAAGAGCCAGUUCUCCCGUUCCUCCAAAGCCCACAACCAGAAGAUGAAGCUGGCUUGGGGCAGCAGCUGACAUGCAGCAACCUUAGCACUCAGGGCACAGGAAGAGAAGCUAAAAGUGGAACAAAGGAAUCGUUACGUUCCUCUACUGGUGACUGUUCCUGUCCCAGCUACUACAGUUAGGGAUGGGGUGGGAUCCUGGCAGAGAGAACUGCUGCAUUGCUCUUGGACCUUCCCCUUUACCCCAGAGGCUGAGGCACAAGGGUUCAAGUAAGAAGGAUGACCAAUACCUGUAACACCAACUUUAUUUUUAAAUCUGAAAGUGACUUGGGAAAGUUUUAGCAAAAAAAAAAAAAAAUCAACAGAAACAAGUUAUGAAAAUAUUUGACCAGCUUCAUCUUUGGUUAUUUCUUAUUGUGACUUUCUACGGACAGAAUGUCUCAUAGCUGCAGCCAUAGCACGAAGGGAAGAAAAUCAGUCCAUAUAUAAACCAUCUAACCAGCUGGUUGUAUCACAUGUUGACAAAUAUAUAAAGCAGGCCCUAGGGCCUACAAAACCAGCCCCACUCUCAACUACAAAAUUGAAAGUUUUAUGGGGCAGAACUUUUAAGAUGCCUUCAUAAAUAAGAAAAUAGAUUAAUCAAUUGGAAAAUAUCUUUGAAUAUGUUAGCUAAGAGCCAGGACCACCACACUGCCUUGCCUUCUUCUUGCAUAGAAAUGUAGUGAUGUGGUCUGACCAUGCAGUAAGUGCAAAUAACAAUUAUUCAAGUGUCUUAGACAUACUGGCAAGUAGUCUUCAGGUCUGAGAAUUUAUCAUGCCUUUGUGGCUUCCUGGUCAGUUCCAGGUUCCAUCUAGUAGCUUAUAUACCCUAGGAAAGGGCAAGAGACACAACAGGGGCAGGAGAAGACCUGGGGUAAUAGCUGCCUGCCAGCAUGAACUAGAACUAGGAAUCCUCUGGUCCUGUCUGGGGAAGUGCAUUGGGAGCUCAGGUGGGAGCCGGAGCUCCUUUUAUAUUUCGGAGGCUUGGUAUCAGCUUUUGGCCCUAGCUAGGAAGUCCUCUCACUUCUGCAUCCCCUCUCAUACACAGUGGGUACUGGGAACCUCAAGGUUAAGUCUGGCUUGGCUGCUUUGGGCUCCAGGGAAGUCAACACUGCCCCAAGAGGGCCCUGUGGUGAGGCCAGAAUUAAACCCCAUCACCCAUCCUGCUGUCCUUGUGUUUUCAGGCCUUUGCCUGAGACAGAGAAAGGGAUUGGAGCCAAGCUUCUUGGCCUUCUUUCUUCUACCUCCAUCUCCUCAGAGGUACCUUGAAGACAUGGACUGGCCCCUUUGGGCCUGGGCUCAAAACCGUUUUCUUCUUGGGGACUGGAGCAGUCCAUGGCCUCAUGGGCUAGAGGAGCUGAUAAGGCAGAUGCUCGGAAUGGUGGGAUCUCUUUUACUCUGUACUUGAGACUACUGAGAAGUGGUGGGGGGCCGUCUGAAAGUGAGUCUUGGCCCACAAAUGGAUAUGCCUCUUGAUGAAAGAACUCUGGUAAACCAGGCAAAGAACGCCACCGGCGAGCAAGCGGGGUCAAGGGCUCCUGCCAGUGCUUCCGUGGCAUGAUUCCAGGCCUCGGUGCAUCCAGGUCAAAUACCAAGGAGAAGAAAGAUUUGCUGGGUUGAUCAAAUAACUUGGUCUUGCCACACUUGAGGUCCUGGCGAGUGCUGAAGGGGUUGAUUUUGGGGGUGUGGGUAGUACUACCUUGUUGUGGCUGGUAGUAGGGGUCUGAGACAUUCACUGUAUGUGGAGGCUUAUGGGAGAAGAUGUCUGACUGGCUUCGAGACAGCCCUAUGAAACGCCUCGGGCAUGGAGACUUGGGUGGGAUCUUGUCAUCCAGUGAGCUCAGUCGCUUCACCCCAGGUCCUUUCUCCAGCAGUCCUGAAGAAUAGUGGGUCAAAUUAGGGUUAGUCACACAAACAUCAAAAGAAGCAACAUUUUAUACCACAAAGUGUCUUCACUCAGGAAAGCAAAGUAGGUAGUGUUAUCUCCAUUUCACCAAUGAGAACAGAGUAAAAGAAGGAAGGCAAUAUGCCAAGUCAUAACUCGAGUCCAGUACUUUUCCCAUCAUCCCUUUCCCUUCCCUUGCUCAGGAUAUGGGAUCCUGUAAUCACAGCCUUAGAGUGGAAGGUCCCUAAUUUCCUCCCUUAGGAUCAGGUUGGACACUGGUCUAAUCUCUUACCCUUGACCUGUUGCUUUCUUUCCCUCUCCAGCUCUUCCUUCUGUAGGCAGCUGUGAAUUUGCUCCAAGGUCAUCUCAAUCUCCACGAAGGGUGGGCGCAGUUUGGGGUCCAUCUGUAGAUAUCCACAUCUGCUAUUAGCCCUCCCCUCAUCUUCCACCCCAAGGAUGGCAGUUAGUCAGUUUCUAGCAUCUUUGAAGAUUCAGAUGUGUGUCUUAAGAAGUCUGAAAGCCCCAGACCAUGAAAUGACCCCCAAAGCUAAGGUCAGAGAAGACCAUAGGCCUUGGACCAGUGGAAUCCAUAGCCCAACUAAAAGUUAAUCUGAGAUCUGUCAAUAUCCAAGGCUGGGGAUGGCAGGUCUACCCUGCAGGAUAAGGACAGGAUAAUACAAAGCAAUAUUCUUUUCCUUGGUCUAAGGAUCAUAGGCCAGAGGCAGGGACAUGAGCACUCUCUCAUCAAUGAAGUUCAUCAUUAGUAGACUCUCCUUUAGUCCUAACAUGGUGAUAAGGAUUCAGCCAAAGUCCCCUCUGACCAAAGUCAAGGGGAAAGAGGCACUUACAUUGCAACAGUUGAAGGUGAGCUGCAGAAAUUCUGGGGGACAGUCUCCCACCAUGUCCUGGAAAGCAUCAUAGUCCAACCCGAAGUUCUGUGGAUGAGUAUAGUGGAAAGGGAACAUGGGACUUGGGUAGACAGGCCAUUAAUUUCUCCACCCAUCCUGGCCUGCUCAGGAGAGGCCUAAGAAGUCACCACACAGAUUGCGUUCCAGCAACUCUCACCCAGGAACAAAUUAGUUCCAUAGCCUCAAAACCAGCCCCAUCCCAUUGGCACUGAUCCCCAUGCUAGCAGCUCACCUCUGUGCGGGGAAGAUAGUCCGGAUCAGCCUGGAUGCGGGCGAUGAUCUCACAGAGGAUGAUACCAUAAGAGAACACGUCCGCCUGGUGGACAGUGAGACCUCAGCUUCUCUCUCAAAGGGGAAAGGUGGAAUUUCUGCCCCUCAUGACCACCCACCCAGGCCUGGAAUCUAUUGCCCAUUUAUUUAAUCCAUUUACUGGGCAGCUGCCAGGUACUAUCCCUGCUCUUGGCAGAAAGGAUGAAGAUCAUUAUCUUGAACAUAAAGAGUAAUCCUUGAUACUUUCUGCUAAGAGUGGAUGCUAAGGAGAAACCAGGCCUUUAGGGUUCCCAGACUCACCUUCUCGUUGUAGGGCUCAUUUCGGAGAACCUCAGGUGCCAUCCAGAAGGGUGAGCCCACCACAGCCAGCUUCUCACUCCCCAUGCUGUGGGGUGGGAUUAUAUGGAAGAUGAGGUGGCCAGUGGCUGGUGCAAUGGGAUAUCAGGCCAUUGGGAAUUCCUCUCCCAGAAAUGGGCAGACUGACCAAAAUUUAGGGGUCUGAUUUUGUGACCAAAUCCUGGCCUUUGGGAAGGUAAUUAGCAUUUUCCCUUCUGUGACCCAGGUUACCUACCUGACAUCAGGGAUUUUCUCAGCCAGGCCAAAGUCAGCUAUCACUGCAGAGUAACCAGUCUCAUUCUUCUUUAUCAGGCAGUUCUAAGGUUCCCCAAAAAGAAGACAAUGUGGCCAUAAAUAGGAACCAGCCAGUCAAAGAGUUACCACCCACUCGUCUCUCCUACAGGGCACCCUGUCCUCUGCUCCUUGGUGAACCACACUGUUAGGCUGACCUUGGUAUCAGACUUGGGAACCCUGAUAGGCCUGUGAAAUGAGUUAGGCCUGGACCUUGGGUGCCAUUCUAAGAUUAACAUCAUUCUCCAAACAAAUAUUUAUCUUUGCUUUCUAUGUACUUGGAAUGAUUCUAAGUAUUAGAGACCUCAAUAAACAGAAAUCCUAUCCUCUUGGAGCUUACAAUUUAUGGAGGAAGACAAACUAUCAAGUCCCUGGGCUCUCUUCCU